This is a messenger RNA of Seminavis robusta, 1041 nucleotides long. Lineage: Eukaryota; Bacillariophyta; Bacillariophyceae; Naviculales; Naviculaceae. The record is from the annotation of a GenBank genome assembly.
AUGAUGGGGGCCCGUCUCAUGGAGGGUGGCAGUGGUUUCCUCCGAGCACUGCGUGCUCGAGACAUACUUGAAGACUUGUUCUUCCACAGUGUUUGCACCACACAGAACAGGGUGGCUCACUGGUACCCAACGUUGCUGAGCGUGGCAGCAUCUCUACCCAAACUGACCAGCUUUCGAUAUUCUGGUCGUGUCGAUUCGGAACAGCUGCACAACUUAGUUUUGGGAAAUCUACUUGGGAACCUUUCCAAUUGCGCAUUUUUGAAUGUCUUGGAGUUGAGUGGGCUACCAGCCGUCAUUGGAAAUCGCGGAGCCACCGCGAUGGGUCUGGUCCGGGCUCUUCAAACAAGGUCAGUUCGGUUGAAGAAACUAGAUUUAUGCGGCAGCAAACCGAUGAAUGUGCGAGGCCAGUUCUUUCAAACUGUCGCCGAGAUGCUGGAGGGGAAUACUUGGUUGAAAGAGCUCAACUUACCUUUCCCCGACAAGUUUAAAAGCAAGGAUCAUCAAUCCGUGGUUCUUCCCGUCAUCCAGGCUUUGGCCAAGAACCGACGCUUGACGAGCCUGCGUUUCGGAGUAAAUGGCGUUCGCCAUCCUACUAUUCAGCUCCGUUCGGACCUUUUGGCUGCAAUCGGCAACGUUCUAGAGCAUCACAACUUUUCACUUCGUCAGCUUUAUUUCCAGACACAAGGAUUCUUCUUUGCUCUGCGGAGCUUUCAUUUCUAUUUGAGCAUGAACAAAUUUGAAGAUUGUCGCAAGUUGCGAGACCCAAGCCACCAGUCAACGGAAGCCGAUUGGAUCCAGACAAUCCUGAAUCACAGCCACGACGAAGACAUUGUAUACUUCUUUCUCCGAAAGAAGCCAGGUCUGAUCAAUCCUGUUAGGCUUUCUCAAUGUGACAUUCGCCUGAAGACUCGAAAGCGUCGAGGCAAUGUUGAUGCGCGGCCUGCAAAGCGCAGGAAGGCGGCUUACUGGAGCUUGGUUCGGCGUGGCGUUCAGGUUAAGCCAGAGGAGGGAAGUGAGACCAACCCUAUCGAAUUGGAUUAG